This is a messenger RNA of Aureococcus anophagefferens, 2709 nucleotides long. RefSeq lists its product as hypothetical. The record is from RefSeq and is a predicted model, not a curated record. The coding region runs from base 1 to 2709 and encodes 902 amino acids. The transcript has 3 exons. Lineage: Eukaryota; Pelagophyceae; Pelagomonadales; Pelagomonadaceae.
AUGUCGGACAACCUCUCGUCGUUCAUGAACCUGCCGCGGCUCGAGCAGCUCUUCGGCCAGCUCAUGGCGCAGCUCGCGCAGCAGGAGGGCGAGAUCGCGGCGCUCAAGGAUCGUUGCGCGGCCGCGGAGACGACGGCGGCGCGCGUGGGCGACCUCGAGGCCCAGCUCCUGCGGCUCGAGACCGUGGCGGCCCUGCCCGGCGGCGGGAGCCUGGGCCGCCGCGUCGUCGAGAACGGCGCCGCCGUCGCGCGGCUCGCGGACGUCGUCGACCGCCUCGGCCGCGACGUCGCGGGCUUCGGCGCGAGCCACGAGGGCCACGUCGCGUCGGCCGCGGAGCGGCACGCGGCCUUGGAGGGCGCCGUCGCGCGCAAGGACCACGCCAUCGCGCUCGAGGCGCGGCUCGAGGCCGUGAACGCGCGCGUCGACCUGUGCGCGUCCGGCCUCGCGACCAAGGUCGACGCGGCGGACGCCGCGGGCCUGAGCGCGACCUGCGAGCGGCUGCGCGGCAUCGACGGCUUCGUCGGCGAGGCGCGGGGCCGCCUGGGCGUGCUCGAGGGCCGCGCGCGCGACGCGGACGUCGACCGGUCGCGCCUCGAGGACCGCGCGGCCGCGGCGGCCGCGGCGCAGGCGUCGGCCCUCGCGGACGCGGAGGCCCGGGCCGCGGCGCUCGACGACCUGGGCGAGCGCCACGAGGCGCGCGCGCGCGCGGUCGACGCCGCGCUCGAGCGCCGCGCGACGACGGCCGCGCUCGCCGCGACGCGCGCGGCCGCGGCCAAGGCCCAGGACGACGUCGACGCGCUCGCGGCGUCGGCGGCGGAGCGCUUCGCCGCCGCGGCCGACGCGGCGGACGCGGACGCGGCGCGCCACGAGGACCGCGCGGACGCGGACCGCCGGCGGCUCACGGCCGCCGUCGCGGCGGCGAACGACCUCGCGCGGAAGCUCGUCGACGCGGCGGUCCGCGAGCUCCUGUCGCCGCCGGGCGGCGCCGUCGCCGAGUGCCGCCGGCGCCUCGCGAGCCUCGAGUCGAAGCACGCGGUCGCGACGCACAAGGUCGACCUCGCGCUCAAGUUCGUCGACUGGUUCCACGACCGCGGCGACGCCUACGAGCACAACAUGUCCGCCAUCGACCGCCGCCUCGACGGCAUGGUCGUCAAGCAGCAGCUCCAGCGGGACCGGGACGCCCCUUCCACCAAAAUUGCGAUGGCGGCUUUCACCGAGUGGCCCAAGGAGCUCGAGGACAACAAGGUGUCCACGACGAAGCACGGGAAGCGCAUCUUCGGCGCGGCCUUCAAGGCCCUGGGCAAGACCGACGCGAUCAAGCGCAUGGACGCCGAGAAGGACUGGCGCCACCAGUACGGCAAGUACAUGGAGGAGCUCGCCGAGGCCAUGGCCGCGUCGCCCGACGCGGCCCGCGCGGCGGCCAUGGCGGGCCUCACGGCCGUGCACAGCGCCUUUGGGUCCACGGCGAAGAUGCAGAAGCCCGGCCGCGCGUUCGAGACGCUCGUCGUCGACGGCGACGGCGGCGGCGCGGACGGCGUGCUCGUGGACCUGGAGCAGGUCAAGGCCUGGAGCGACCACGGCGCCUGCGAGCCGAGCGUGCUCACGCGCUGCGAGGCCAUGUCGUCGAGCGCGGUCGGGCUCCGCGUGCCCGACCGCGUCCUCGGGUCGUCGGGCAACGCGUUCGUCGUGCUCGGCGCGACGGCGGAGAUGGGGCCGACGAAGACGCUCCUGACGCUGGGCUGCACGGUCGUCGCCGUCGCGCGGCGCGGCGUCGACGUCGGGUCGACGAAGUGGAAGGACCUCAUCGCGUUCGCGAAGGCGUCGCCGGGGACGCUCGUCGCGCCGUGCGAGAAGGUCGCCGCGGACCUCGACAACCAGCCCGUCCACUGCGGCGCCGACGUCCUCGCCGACGCGCCGGCCAUCGCGCGCUGGCUCCUCGCCGACGACGUCAUCCGCUCCUUCAAGACGCUCGUCGUCGGGUCCUACGUCUACCUCGACGGCGAGAAGCACGUCCGCGCGUCCGUGGCCUGCGACGCCAUCGUGACGGAGCUCUUCAAGUCGCGCGGCGCGGGCGGCCUCUGCCUCGCGUACCUCGCGAGCCCGGGCACGGUCUACCCCAUCUCCCAGGAGAUGCAGAUCGACUCGCUCCACCGCUACACGACGGCGCCGGCCUGGCAGGGCCGCUGGUCCGCGCUCGGCUCCCUCGGCGGCGCGGGCUUCGCCAAGAACGCGCGCGCGCCCGUCGUCGGCGACGACGGCGCGAAGAUCUACCUCACGUCGGGCCUCGUCACCGUCCAGGGCCCGAACUACGCGCUCGCGAAGACGCUCCAGAACUGGCGCUGCGUCGUGAGCCACUACGCGGGCUGCACCGUGUCCGCGAACAUGGCGCCGCCCGCGCGGACCAAGUCCAUGACGGGCACGAACCCGAACAUCGCGCGCUGGCUCGACGGCGUCGCCAACUUCGAGCCCAACGGCGCCUUCGACCCCGCCGUCGCGUCCGUCGUCAUGACGGCGCUCCUCCUCUACGACCUGAGCACCGUGGACUGCGUCGCGUCGCCCAAGGGCCACGACGCGCUCCCGAACCCCAUGAUGGUCCUCCAGCCCGCGUUCCACGGCGGCAGCCCCCGCUGCGCCUUCACCUCCGACUCCAUCGGCACGGCCGCGGCCAUCGCCUCCUUCCCCAUCUUCAACGGCGGCGAGUUCUGGUGA